Prorocentrum cordatum is the source of this 2352-nucleotide messenger RNA. The record is from the annotation of a GenBank genome assembly. Lineage: Eukaryota; Dinophyceae; Prorocentrales; Prorocentraceae.
AUGGCCGUCGUGUACCACCUGGCCGAGAGGCUCGGGGCGCCGUGGGUGUGUGCCUCUCCUGCACUUGUGCCGUAUGCCGCGCCACCGGACUUCGAGAAGCAUUUUAAGAUCAGGACCGACUUCCCAGAGCUGCAUGCCGCGAUCCUCGCUGGGAGCAUGCCCGGGUGGACCUGGCACCGUGCUUCUUCCGUCGCUCACAUCGGGUCCUGGCUCUGGCCCCUCUUCACCGACAACCACGCCCUCUUCCGCGAGAACCUGCUCGGCCUGCCGCCCGUGCCUGGCUACGACGAGGCAGACUCCUUGCUGCCACAGAUCGCCUGCGCCCGGGGCGCUUCCUGCUCGGGCUGCCCGGCGCGCUGCUCGGCGAGCCGGAGAGCGGGCCUCGCUCCCGCCCGGGGCCGCCGUGUGCGGGGCGUGGGCGCCGGCGGGGGCCGGCGGCCCGCUCCAGGCGCCGCUGGCCGCGUUCCUGGCCGGCUGCGCGGCCCGGGGCCGCGGGGGGCCCUUCUACGUGGGCUUCGGCAGCAUGGGGAGGGCGGGCUGGGUCAGGACCCCGGCGCGGUUCUAAAGGUGGUGGUAGACACAGCCAGGUGGAUGAAGCUGGGCGUCGUCGUGAUGGUCCACAUGGUCGAGGGGCUCUCUGCCCAGUGCCAGAGGGAGACGCCCGCGGGUGAUUUCGCGUUGCAGCCUGGGGAGGGAGACUGGCCAGGAGCGUUGCUCUGCUAUACUGACGUCUGCCACUGCAGCCUGCUACCCGAGUGUUCCGCUGCAGUGCACCAUGGUGGCAUCGGCACCACUAUCGCGGCGCUCAGGGCUGGCAUCCCGCAGUUGAUCGUGCCCAUCGCUUUCGACCAGCCUUACUGGGCCGAACGGGUGGGGGCGCUGGGUGUGGGCGAUUCUUUACAGAUGGAUGAGCUGACCGUUCCAGUCUUGUCCCGCGCACUCAGGAGAUUGCUCUCUGCUGAUGUCGAAGAGGAAACAACUUUAUGCUUGUGUUCUUGCUCUUCCUGUGAUGGUGCACGGGCGGCAGCCAGCAGGCUGGGCGCCCAGAUCCGGGCCGCCGACGGGGUGGGCGCCGCCGUGUCCGCCAUCCUGUCCGCGGCGGAGGGCGCGGCGCCUCCCCGGGCCCACUGCGCCUCGCCGCUGCGGCCCGCCAGGCGCGUCGCCCUCCACCCGGGCGACGGGGCGCCGCGGGUCUGGGCGCGGUGCCCCGGAGAGGUGCAGUACGUGCACAGCGAGAUAGCCAGCCGGGCUUGCUACGGCGACGUGGGGCGGCUGCAGCCAGGCUGCGUCGUGAUCGAUGCUGGCAUGAAUCUGGGGCUCUUCGCGCUGCACCUGGCCCGCACGUGGACGCGGGGCAGCGGCGCCGGCGCCGGCGCGAGCGGAGGGGGCGGCGCCAGCGUGGCUGGCGUCACUUGUCUCGGUUUCGAGCCUUGCGCCGAGACUUACGAUUUGGCGUUGCGCAACCUGCGGGAACAGGGCGUCCAGGUCGUGGACCAUGGUGUGUCGUUGGCGGGGCUGUCUCCGAGCGUUCUGCCCCGAGCAGCCCAGGAGCCAGCAGCUUCAGAGGGGUUGGAGCAUUCGGGGCUGCAGCACACCGUGCCCUGUGUGGUCGUUCACUGCUUCAACUUGGCUCUCUCGGACAAGGACGAGGAGCUCGAGCUCUGCGUCCUGCCACACCUCUCGUCGAACUCCACCCUCAAGAGGCACAGGGCGGCAAAGGAGCGGCAUCGGCACUCUGGCGCCUACGAGCAGCGAUUGGUCGAGUUUUUCUUUGCAGAGGAGCGCGUGGAGAAGGUGCAAGCCGUGAGCCUGGCAUCGGUGCUGCGGCGCCUGCUGGGCGCGGCACUGCCGGGCGCUGUCGCCGAUCCGAUCGCGCACGUGGGCGCCGUCGGGCUCCUGAAGGUGGACGUGGAGGGUGCCGAGGCGGAGGUGCUGGCAGGCCUGGGCGAAGAGCACUGGCGGCUGAUCUCCCGGAUUGCGAUGGAGGUCCACACCAGGGAGGCGCUGGAGGCAGUACAGACUCUGUUGUCCAAGUUCUUCUCUGGCGAGGUGAAGGUGGAGGAGCAGGACGACCUCGAUGACCACUGGAUGCUGUACGCCUGCGCGCGGAGCCUGCCAGAGUGCAGCGAAUUUAGCCAGCCUGGCGCAGGGACGAAGCGGAGGCGCUUCAUGCCCGACCCAGCGGAGGACAAAUGCGCAUCUCCCAUCAGCCACAUAAUUCAACAGGAAGGUCAGACCUUGACAGGUCAAGUCGAGACUCACCACCAGCAGUGUUGUGGAAGGUCCCAGCACUGGUCCGCCUGCGGCGGGCGGCGACCGGGCGAACAUGCGUGGAACCAGGCCAAAGAUACA